This is a messenger RNA of Chara braunii, 1085 nucleotides long. Lineage: Eukaryota; Viridiplantae; Streptophyta; Charophyceae; Charales; Characeae. The record is from the annotation of a GenBank genome assembly.
ACAGGGUCAAUGGGCACGGCCUGCCCUGCAUUGGGAAAUGCCCGACCAUCACCGCGUUCCAGCCAUAUACUACACCGUCGGCCUGCAUGUAUGAGGGAGUCACAGAGGAAGUCAGCAGCAGCGGCGGUGUGGCCGUCAAUGUGCAAGCGAACGGUGGUGAUGAUUUUGGGAGGUUUGGCGGAUUGCAAGGGGGGGACAGUCGCAUGGCACGUGACCGUCCGUAUGGAGAAAGUUCGGAAGUAGGCGCGAGGUCUGCGGGAGCGGGCGCACCAGUGGGCGGGCAAGAGACCGUAGUUGAAAUGCAAUGGACUGUAGUGUCGUCCCCGACGCCUUCUAGGGAUGACUGUCGAGGGAUGGCGGAGAAUGGGUCAAGUGGUGGGGCUGCCUGCAAUAUGGAUACGUAUAUGCAUGUCGAGGAGGGGUUCGGCAACGACAUGUUGUCCGGAGACACGGUUCCCCUGCAUCAUCCUAACAGGGAUAGUGAUGUAGACAAUGGAUGUGGUGGGCAAGGAACAGGCCCGCAGGCAGAUGAGGACUUGGAACCUUUUCAUGCUAAUCACGAGCAGGAAGGCUGUGAUGGCAGGCAGGAGCCACAGUCGUCUCAAGGAGAGACAACGUGGUCGGAGGAGGGCGGUUCACAAGGAGUGGCACGAACCCGCAAACGAGGAGAUUGGGCCCAUCUCGACACUAUGGCACUCAUUCGUGCAAAAGGCGACCGGCAUGUCGCCCGUGCGGUCAACUAUGAAGACAUUGGCAAUGGUCGGACAUCCAAGAAAGCUUGGGAGGAGAUAGCAAAAGUUUUGGCCAUUGUAGGCAUGAGAAAGACGUGGCUUGAAUGUCAGACGAGGUGGCGGUCAAUCUGGGCUACGUACAGACAAGUGACAACCCUUCACAAGGGUAGCGGGAUACAAAGCUAUUGGAGGAUGACCUCCGCUGAGCGUCAGGAGAAGGGCUUCAAUUUCAUCCUUCAUAAGGAUUGGUUUGAUCUGUUGGAGGUGUAUUUAUGAAACGACAGGUCUGUACAUCCCUCAGACUGCGAAGAUCCAGGGAGCAGAUUCGAGGAGGGGUAUAAUUGCCCGCCCAUA